Messenger RNA from Boleophthalmus pectinirostris (great blue-spotted mudskipper), 1651 nucleotides. RefSeq names its product protein phosphatase 1 regulatory subunit 12B-like. The record is from RefSeq and is a predicted model, not a curated record. The transcript is spliced from 7 exons. Gene Ontology annotation, cellular component: cytoplasm. Bases 161 to 703 code for a protein of 180 amino acids. NCBI's taxonomy places the organism in Eukaryota, Metazoa, Chordata, Actinopteri, Gobiiformes, Gobiidae. Gene Ontology annotation, molecular function: phosphatase regulator activity; enzyme inhibitor activity; protein kinase binding.
UUGUGGUUGCUGGGAAGGCUUGGGAAUAUCUUAACUGUACUUGGAAAUUUUGGAAGCAAGAACUUGUUUUUGGAUCGGAGUUAUGGGUCCCAUUUUCAGUUGGAUAGGACAGUAAAGAGGAGAAAGAGGUUGAGAGGUAAUAAAAGGGCACACAGAGGAGAUGUCAUCUUACUUUGCCCGUUCCAAGGACCUGACCCGAACCAGGAAGUCUGUGACCGAUUCACCACCAGCUUCACCGUCCUACACUGACAAGAACUAUAGACAUGAACGAUUGUCAAGAUAUGACUCCAGUGGGGAGACUGUCACAGACAAGCCACUGGGGCGAACCAGCUCCUACACUCGCAGAGAGGCACGGCUGGCUGCUCUCAACAGGACAGAUCCAGACACAACCUCAAAAGACUAUAAAAAGAUGUAUGAAGAGGCUCUCCACGAGAAUGAGAAGCUGAAGAGCAGGUUGAACAACAGCAAACAGGAGCUGACCAAAUUACGCUCACAGCUGGAAAAAGUUACUCAGAAGCAUGACCGGAUAUCAGAGCGGUCCAGUGCACUAGAAUCUGAAAAGCGGGAAAAACAAGCUCUAGAGAAGCGAGUGUCAGACAUGGAAGAGGAAAUCAAGGUAUUGACAGAGCUGAAGUCAGACAACCAGCGACUAAAGGAUGAGAAUGGGGCCCUUAUUCGAGUCAUCAGCAAACUGUCUAAAUAAUGGACUUCUACUUGUGAUGGAAAUGACAAUAUAAUUAUCUCCAGUGUCAGCCUCCUGUCCUUAUAGUUAAGUGACUGUCAAUAACCAAAGAGAAGAGUUGAAUGCAUUUACCACUUAAAUUGUUCUCUGCACAAUAAGGACCACAUGAACACUUAGGGCCCAGUAAGUUAGCAUCAUGGAUUUUUACACUACUGAAAUAUAACUUCACUGUUUGGUUUGUAUGCAUAGAGAUAGAUUAACCUAAGCUCCUAUAGUGUGGUAUGGUACAUGGAAAUGAAAAUAUUUAUACAGAUAAAAGAUAUAAGCUUAGAUAUUCUUAUUUAUUCAUGUACUGCGAAGAACAUGUUUUAAUGCUGGGGAAACAAUUUUCAUAAUACAAGUUUGUUUGCAGCUAUAUAGUUGCAGUCAGUAAAUUCGCAUGAGCUAUAGGACCACUAUGGCUAGUUAAAACAUAUAGUAAACUAACCCUAACUUUACAGUUUUUAAAUACUCUUUUAAUAAGCAAAUGAAUACCAAUUUGCUAUGAUAUAUUUUAGUUAUUAUUCAUUUUUAUUUUUGGUUCUCCAUGUUGAAUUUUAGCCAUAAAAUUGGGGACUAAAAUUAAGGAUGCAGAUACUGUUUUUGUUUUGCACUCUUGCACAUUAUUUUCACAGUUUGAUGUGUAGAUUUUUAAAUGAAUUAUUGGAGUGCACCUCUGAUUAUAGCCAUGAUAUUUUUGGUCACGAUUGUAUUAUUGUAUUAUUAAAAGUCAUAUUUCUACAAGGGCUAUGAAUGUAUAGUGGUGCUUUUCAGUUUCUAGAAUAUAAGAAUUUUGUUUACAUGGUGUUAUCAUGUUGAACCUAAUAUUUUUUUAGUGAGUAGAAACUAAAAAUCACUAUAGUACAACAGAAAUCUGCAUUUGUAUUCUGUAUUAUUGGCCUAUAGAAUGUUGUGAUCUGAAAUCUGAAA